GUAGUAGUGUCUUGCUUACGAAAUGAAGACCUUCAGAGUUUACUUUCAGACAUUGUUGAUGGUGUUAUUUCAUGGUCAUCUGUCUCCAGGCAUCACUUCAGAUCAAAGGUCACAGUCAUUCUUGAGAUAAUGACUAGGAAGUGUGGUUUUGCUGCUGUUCAGCUUGUUCCCCCAGAAAAGUACAAGGGUUUUCUUAAGACAGUUAUGGAGAAUCGGCGAAACAAAACCUCAAAUGAAGGCAGGAUAAAGAACAAGGAAGCUUCUGCAUAUCAGAAAGAUGUCAGGGGACAAGGAUACAAAAGGAGAUUGAAGAACAAAGAUGGCUCCCCCCACUCAGGAGAAUAUGAAACUUCUCUUAUUGCUGAUGGCAGAUUAGAAGGUUCUAAAAAGAAUGGUGAUUUGGCUGCAGGGAAAUUUUCUAAGAUUCAAUCCAACGAAUCUGGAAAGAAAAGGAAGAGGACCUUUCACAAACUUAAAAGCGGGGAAAAGAGAAAGAUGGAACUAAAAGGUAGCAUGAGCAUGGAAACCUCAAUGAGAAAUCAUAAAGCAUCCAGAGCACGCAAUGGCAAUAAUGCGGUGCGGAAAAAACAGAAGAAAUAAGUAGGAAGGAUGAGGAUACCGGUUUUUCUUGCAAAGCAUCUUAAAGUUAUGAUGAUUUUGUUUAUCCUGGGCGCCUCAAAAGUUGGGCAUUCGAGGACAAGUACACUUUCUUGGCUUUUUUACAUAUUUGGCCCUUUCAGUUUUGGGGGAAAAGAGAGAUCUGAAUAUUCCACCUGGGU
Molecule: messenger RNA, 779 nt
Organism: Eucalyptus grandis
Lineage: Eukaryota; Viridiplantae; Streptophyta; Magnoliopsida; Myrtales; Myrtaceae
Exons: 3
Coding region: 130-600 (156 amino acids)
Source: RefSeq, a predicted model, not a curated record